Molecule: messenger RNA, 1478 nt
Organism: Xenia sp. Carnegie-2017
Lineage: Eukaryota; Metazoa; Cnidaria; Anthozoa; Malacalcyonacea; Xeniidae
Product: exodeoxyribonuclease-like
Exons: 12
Coding region: 240-1166 (308 amino acids)
Biological process (GO): base-excision repair
Cellular component (GO): nucleus
Molecular function (GO): DNA-(apurinic or apyrimidinic site) endonuclease activity; DNA binding; double-stranded DNA 3'-5' DNA exonuclease activity
Source: RefSeq, a predicted model, not a curated record
UUCAACGAAAUUAUUUAACGUUUCAAGUGACAACAGUGUUGUUAGAGUUAGCGCUCCAGUUAUAAAUUACAGUUCGUUGGUCCCAAAUGGUCCCGACAAUUGUUAGGUUGCGCAGUAUGCAGGUAAAUUCCGGGUUUCAAUUUUCAAAUGUAAGUGUCGUCAGUCGUUUGCUGUGGCUUAUGAAUACUCAUCAGUUACUUUGAAGUUUCAACUUUUUCCCAGUUGGUGGUUUGUGAAGUAUGCCACGAGGCAAAAAGAGACCAAAUGAAGAAACUGAAAAUGGUGAUUCCGCUAAGAAACAGCUUAAAAUUGAUUUUAAAAAACAAGAUGGCAAGUCAGAGGGAGAGGUAUCUUCUUCAAAUGAAUCUUAUGAAUUACCUGAUGUUGAUAAGUCAUGGAAUUUAAAAAUUUCAUCGUGGAAUGUAAAUGGCUUGAAAGCCUGGAUCCAGAAAGCAGAUUCUAUAAAGUAUGUCAGGAAAGAAGAACCUGACAUAUUUUGUUUGCAGGAAACAAAAUGUGAUGCUUCUAGUCUACCAAAGGAAGCAAGUUUUCCUGAUUAUUUUUGCUAUUGGUCAACUGGGGAUAUCAAAGGAUACAGUGGGGUGGGACUUCUUUCAAAAACCAAACCCAAAAAUGUUACUUAUGGAAUAGGAGUACCUGAACAUGAUAAAGAGGGACGAGUGAUUACGGCUGAGUACGAGAAGUUUUUUCUUGUUACAUCGUAUGUACCCAAUUCAGGGCAGGCAUUAAAAAGAUUGGAUUACCGCAAAACAUGGGAUGAAGCAUUUAGAAGUUAUCUUACUAAAUUGAAAGAGGAAAAACAUGUAGUUCUCUGUGGAGAUCUGAAUGUUGCUCACAAUGAGAUAGAUUUAACCAAUCCAAAAACAAAUACAAAAAAUGCUGGAUUUACGAAAGACGAGAGAGAUAAUUUCACAAAAUUAUUAGAUGAGGAUUUUGUUGAUACAUAUCGACAUUUUUAUCCAGAAAGAACAAAUCAGUAUAGUUUUUGGUCAUAUCGAGGAAAUGCUCGUGUCAAGAAUGUUGGUUGGCGAUUGGACUACUUUGUUGUAUCCAAAGACUUUCUACCAAAUGUAGCUCAUAGUUUCAUCCGUGAUGAUGUCAUGGGAAGCGACCAUGCACCUGUUGUUUUACUUUUGUCAACUUAGCAGAUUUUCAAAGUGCAAAUUGCUUAUGUGCAUUUAAUGGUCAUUAGUUUAUAUGGCAAAUUUUGUUUAUGGAACUCUUUGUAGAGCAGGCAAUGUUUUGUUCCUUUGUUCAAUGAUACCUUGUACUUGUACCUUGACUGACUUUGAUAUAUUGAAAUAAUUGGAGAGCUGGGUAUUGGAGUUGUUUGGAUAGAGCCAUGCAAGGAAGGAUUUAGUACUUUAAAAUGAGGCAUUUAUUGAAGUUUUAAACUAUGAGGUGCUUGUAAUAUUACACUAGAGUUGACUUUCAUAAUUGAGAACUGUGAUUCAGAA